AUGAUUUCGUGUCCCUCUGACAUUAUUCUCAUGGAGCCGAGGGGACUGGCCGCCUACUUUCAAAACAUGGGGGCUCUAUGUGGACUUGCAGACAGUAUUAUCUACUCUGAGGUGUCUGGGGCCAUGUUUGCCGCGAUGACUCCUGAGGCCUUUCUAACGGCACUUAACAGGCCUCUGGACCCCUGUGUGCUUAAGGAGUUGCGGCUGAUCCAGAGCCUUAUUCAGCAGAAGAUAAAGGAUAGCGUGCCUUCGUUUUUGGACAGCGUUUGCAAAGGUGUUAUCCUGGGAUGCUCUCCCACCCUCAAUACUGAAUGCAAUGGUGAUUCAUCUGGUGAAAACAUAGCUGACCUCCGGAGAGACUGUCCCUCAUUUGGGGACGCGCCCAGAUCUAGUCGAUUCUAUGAGAUAGCAGUGCUUGGUUGCUGGAACAGUUCUAUUUUGUGUGUUCCAGUCGACACCGUUGGAUGCUACUUAGAUGAAUGUAAUUACCCUAAUCACCCGUCUCCUUCUAUGCUCCCUCGCGGGUCUCUAGUCGACAUUGUACUGAAGAGUGGAUGUUCUGCCAGGUCUUCGAUUGAUACCGAUAAUAUAAAAUUAGUUAUUCCUUGCUCUAACACGUGGGAGGCGUCUCUAAUGGGGCUUCUUUCCAUGGUACAUGACUAUCUGAAUACUGCACGGAAAGCCACCCACCCACCCUUUCAUAUUGGGAUGUAUUCGGCUCUUCCGUUCGCCUCGUCAGUCAGUCAAUCUAGUAACCAUGAUGGUAAUGUACUCACUACAAUAACUCUGGCGGAUGUUCUAGAGUCCCCGGAGGCUAUGUCCCAGGAACACACGUCCUACAUGGAGCAAACUGCGUUUAGGUCUAUCGACGAAGAUAUAGCGUGCAACAGCAGCUCACACGAUGGCCUGUGUAACCCUAACGCUGAUCAAUGUACGGAUUCUCUCAAACCCGUAUCUGCCCCAAGCCCGAUUGAAUAUGAGCCUUUGUCUCCACCUUCAGAGCAGCUGUUUCCAAGUUACCUGUUCUCUAAUACUUCAGGUGCCUAUAAGGAAUUAUUUGGCAGGCUUUCAGCCAGCGCGUCUGGUGAGAUCCCAUGCUACACUGACAUUUGUGCUACUGGGAUACCUCCAUCCGGUUUCUAUGCCCCUCUUCCCCAGUCUUCUGGGGUGUCUAUUGGUAUGCAUAAAAGCCUUUCUGACAUGCCUCUACCAUUCAUGAACGCUCCCAAUAUUCUUCUACCUAAUACAAUCGCUAACGCCCACGUGAACAAUAGGCUGCUUAGUAGUACGAUGCAGUGCUUUAAUGGAUUUAUUUACAAGUAUAACCCUAUGCUGGUCUUGCCCCUGUCCACUCGUUUCCGCGGAAGGAUAGAGUUCAUCCAGGACGGAUACGGUUGUAUAGUGUGUCCCCCUUUCAGCAAGCAAAGUCAAACAGCCCAGAGCAUACCCACCUUCAUGAAUCCCGAGUUUGUCAUGAGCGCAGAGAAGGCCGGGUGCGCCAGUAUGCGAAAAGUGUUCCAAUCGCUCGUGAACAUUCCCCAGGAUGUCCAUAGCAUGAUGAACUAUUCUCCACCAAAUAUCUCCUCGCUAAGCUCCUUCAAUAUCGCUGACGGGCUGUCGCUGUGCUGCUUCUUCGCAGCCCCCUGGGUCCAGACAUCCCCUAACACCCCUGACUGUUCACUGAUAAGAGGGGACAUUGUUGAGUUCAAUCUUAUACACGGGUAUGGAUAUCUAGACGAGUAUGCCGUCUAUGGGAGUGCGAAUCAGCCAUUCUAUCCGCUUGUCUCCAAUGCAGCCCUAGAAGCUAUGGCUAAACACGGUGGUCGUUUGGCCAAAGGGAAAGGAGAAAAGCAGCGCACAGAGAAGAAGAAAGGAGACGAGGCCCAGAUGAAGCACAGUCUCUCAGCUCCUGCCGUCUCCACGAACCCCCUUAUGAAGUUUAAUCGAGCUGAUCUCACCGACUACUAUUUCCUGCAUCAGUCAACGAGUAAUACCGCUGAGUAUAUCACGCUUCUGGCAGACAAGAUUACCGUGGUCAAAAACACCCGUGUAACCAAAUCACAGUGGCACAGCCUUCUCGUUGAUGGCCACAUAUAUCAAGGAAUUGUCUACACUUUCAAUGAAGCAGAAAAUUACGGAUUCAUUAAGUCCUACGGUAAUCGUAUGCAGGCAGGAACGCUGAGUCAAGGCAUAGAGGUUUAUUUUCGUCCCUCUCCUUCUAGUACCUGGAAACCGGAAAGAGGGUGCUUUGUUUCGUUCAAGGCGAAGUGGGUGGAUUCUAAGGCCCAAGCAAGAGAGGUCAAGCCCAUCUAUAGCCGCACAAGCAGCUUCUUCUUUGGGCAGUGCCUGGGGGUCUUUCCUCCUUUUGCUAUAAUCAGAGCAGUGGCGCAUAUUGAGCACAAGAUGAGCACGGAGAAAUACGGCUUUUCCGGCCGCACGGUAGACUUUCUGCAGUGCCGUGGUCUCUUGACGGCAGGGGCCGAUCCAGAGCCAUAUGUCUAUGAUGGUCAAGACCCUUCGUUCUCUUGCAGAAAGAUAGACCCGUAUUGGGCCAGCGAUGUUUACUUCGUCCGUACAAAGACUCUUGCUCAGGCGCUCAAGAUAUCCCUCGGGGUGGGCUCCUAUGUCGGGUUCAACAUCGACCCUGACAUUAGCACGCAUCUGCGAGCAGUCAAUCUGUCAGUAAUUGACCCUAGUAUUUUCACUGAUAUCCUCAGCUAUAUUCAAAGGUACUCAUCUAAUGCCAUUAUACCUUCCCUCCGACAUUCUGUAUUAACGCAGCAGUCUAUAGAGAAACUACCGUGGUCCCUUAACUUCCACAUGCCAACCAGGGCAGAGCCCACUCCGUUACGCGCCUUUACAUUCCACCUUGAGCUUGGCUCGCUGCAGGCAGUGUUCCAGGAAGGGACACUCCAGGAUACGGGCUUUCUUCACAAUUGUCAAAUCAGGCUAUCGUCUAAGUACGACACUCAGCUUUUAACGAUUCCAUUGAAUAGCGUCUUGAGACCGCUAGAGGUUGCUAUUCCUUCCUCGCAAUAUGUAUUUGUAUGCUCAGAGAUAGACUCUACCAACGUGCUGCCUAAUCAGCUCUAUGAGCUGGGAUAUUCUAAUACACUGUUACCGAGCACGUCCCCUCAGACCCAUACAAUAAGUCUAGCCCUACUUGUGAACUCCUCCACGACUUGCUAUGCAAUGCAAGUGUCCUACAUAACUGAUGAGUACGUCAUCCUUAAUAGCUUGACGAUCAAAUACGAUACCUGUACAGCAGCGGAGUACGUGGAGCCCAGCCUCUUCUAUAUAGGAGUACCCAGAUCAACAUACCCACUGGGGUACAUGUUCUUCGGGAUGACGGUAUAUCUAACGGUAUUGUCCACUAAACCGGAGCAGCUAGCCAACGGUCUAGUGCUUGGAAAGCUGUUUGCAAACAGAGAUUAUAUAUUAGUAGUAUUUAUUCUGUCUUCCGUUGACAUAGAAAUUACAGCACCUACUCAAGCGCAGAGUUGA
Molecule: messenger RNA, 3504 nt
Organism: Giardia duodenalis
Lineage: Eukaryota; Fornicata; Diplomonadida; Hexamitidae
Exons: 1
Coding region: 1-3504 (1167 amino acids)
Source: RefSeq, a predicted model, not a curated record